Entrophospora candida is the source of this 562-nucleotide messenger RNA. Lineage: Eukaryota; Fungi; Glomeromycota; Glomeromycetes; Entrophosporales; Entrophosporaceae. The record is from the annotation of a GenBank genome assembly.
AUGUCAGAUGAUUAUUACACAUCUGAUAAUUAUGAAACUUCUGAUAAUUAUGAAACUUCUGAUAAAUCAAAAAAUAGAAAUCAUAAUUUACUUUAUAAGAGUUCUCAAUCAGCCGAUAGUAGACUAUCCCACGAAGGAACUGAAUCUGAUUGUGAUAAUCUUUGGCAAGGUACAUUUUCUGCACCUGUAGAAGAUUGUUUAUUAUCUAAUUCUAAAGUAUUAGAUAUUGGAUGUUUAUCGGGAUCAUGGAUUUUAGAUAUGGCAGAAAAAUAUCCACAUACAUUAUUUUAUGGAUUAGAAUCAAAUACAGUUCCUCCACCAAUUAUUCCUAGGAACGCCAAUUUCUUCAAAGCAAAUAUAUUGUCACUGCCAUUUGAAGACGAAGAAUUUGAUUAUGCUAGAAUUGGUGAUAUGAUGAGUACUUUCUCUGAUAUCGAAUGGGAACAAGCAUUAUCUGAAAUUAUCAGAGUGACAAAGUGUGGCGGAUGGAUCGAAAUUUCUGAAUGGGAUAUCUCUGUUUCAAAAAAAAUUGCCCCAAACUAUUUUAGAAUUGUUGAAGCAU